Messenger RNA from Lathyrus sativus (Indian pea), 1212 nucleotides. The record is from the annotation of a GenBank genome assembly. Lineage: Eukaryota; Viridiplantae; Streptophyta; Magnoliopsida; Fabales; Fabaceae.
AUGGAGAAACAUGUGACUGUGAUUGCGACAAAAAAGACAUCAAAGGUAAGGAAACAAUUACAUAUACACCAUGAUAUUGCAUUCUCCAUUCUCUCAAAAUUAUCAAUAAAACCUUUGAAACGAUUUGAAUGUGUAUGCAAGUCAUGGUCUCUCUUGUCUGCUAACCGCUAUUUCAUGAGCCACUACCGCAACAGUUUCUUAACAAAGUAUCAUUCUUAUUAUGACGAUGCAUCUUUCCUCCCAAUUCAACGUUUCCCCAUCUUUCACAAUCAAAGAUUUGAGUUCCCCAUCUUUUACAAUCAAAGAUUUGAGUUACAUUCUCUUUACGAGGAGAGGUUUCCGAGUAAUGUCAAAAUAGAUUGGCCAUAUCUCCAUUGUUUUCCUAGAAUUGUAGGUUGUGGUAGUGUUCAUGGAAUUCUUUGUUUUUCUAUUAUGCCCCAAAAUGAUAUUAUAUUGUGUAAUCCAUCUACUAAGGAUUAUAAGGCCAUUCCUCUCGACCGUAAUCAUCACGAAUGUUAUGGAAGAGGUUAUAGUAAUUCUGGAUUUGGUUAUGAUUGCGUCGAAGAUGAUUAUAAAGUGAUGUGCAUUUAUCAUCUUGAGAAUGAGCCAAUGGAAGACUUAUAUCUUGAUCCCUUCAUAUGGGAAAUAUUCAGUUUAAGAAAUAAUUCUUGGAAGAAACUUGACGCUGAUAUAAAAUUUAAUCCUAAUUUUUGGAACGAUGAACAAUUUUACAUAGAUGGAUUUUCUCAUCGGGUGUGUCAAAUUGAAGAAUAUGGUUAUAAAAGAUACGUUUUGUCAUUUGACUGGCACCGAGAGGUUUUCACUACAACGCUUAUACCCUUUGACAUAGAAGAUAUUCUUGAUUUUUUGUUUAGCUGGACAAAUUUGAUGCUAUUAAAUGGGUCUAUUGCUUUGAUAUUAAAUUACACUAGGACGUCUACAUUUCAUAUUUUUAUCUUGGGUGAACUUGGCGUAAAAGAAUCAUGGACUAAGCUCUGCACUCUUGAACAUUUACCUUACCUUGAGCAUCCAAUUGGAAUGGGAAAAAAGAGUGAUAUGUUGUUUAGAAAAAAAGACGGAGGAUUUGUUUGGUUCGAUUUAAUUACUCAAAAGACUACGGAUCUUAGCAUUACUAACAAAGCUUGUUCUGAUAUAAUAAUUCAUAAAGAAAACCCUAUUAGCCUUCUUGCAUAUGUAGGAAAAAGUAUUUAA